This is a messenger RNA of Phycomyces blakesleeanus NRRL 1555(-), 1678 nucleotides long. RefSeq lists its product as hypothetical. Gene Ontology annotation, molecular function: thiolester hydrolase activity. The transcript has 7 exons. The record is from RefSeq and is a predicted model, not a curated record. Lineage: Eukaryota; Fungi; Mucoromycota; Mucoromycetes; Mucorales; Phycomycetaceae. Bases 157 to 1602 code for a protein of 481 amino acids.
CAAAUAGAUAUAUAGAUAUAGACACCCAAGUACACACAAAGCGCACACAAGCAUAUUCGCACUGACAGUAAUAAGAAUAAGAGCAAUACUUUGGUAGUGAAAGUAAAAGUGCAAGUGCAAGUGCAAGUUACAAUAGUAAUAAUAAUAAUAAUAAUAAUGCCGCAAAAGAUCGAAAUGAUACACGCCUACAUAGUUGCUCUGUGGGCAAAAAUAGUCUACUUUAUUUCCCAGAACCUAUUGCGCUUCAUACUACCAGACCCUUACAUAGAAGCAGGCAACAUCAGAGUCAAUGAGAAACCAAUGUACGAAAGUAGGGUCACAAUGACCGAGAUCAUCUCUCCAGCCCAUGCCAAUCUCAAAGGUCUUGCUUAUGCUGGUACAAUCCUAGGUUGGAUUGAUAUCGCAGCCGGUCUAGCAGCAAAGCGUCACUCUGCCUCUCCAUCUGUUACUCGAUCUGUAGACGAUGUUGCCUUUCUACACCCUGUAAAAGUUGGAGAUAUUAUCACUAUCCAAGCAUCAGUCAACAAAUCAUGGAAUACAUCUAUGGAAGUUGGUGUAAAGGUCGAGGCAGAAUCACCUCUCACUGGCGAACGCUUCUUUGUGGCCCAUGCAUAUCUCACAUUUGUUGCCCUCUCUCCAAGACCCUCUCCACGCACCUUCCUCGGCCGAAAGCUCGCGGAAUUCCAUCCGACACACGUACCGACAAUCGUACCCUUGUCCGACAUGGAGAAGAAGCGGUUCGAAAUGGCCGAAACACGUCGAAAGGCCCGCCUGGAGAGAAAACUACCUGGUCAUGCCGGCAUCAGAGAACUUAUGCAUGCCUGGUCCCAGGGCCGCAAGGAACAUGCAGAUGACGAUGCUCCAAUCAUACCACAUCCCAUUCUCAACCAACUCCACCAUCACGACAACGAUUGCGACGAUGAAAGCCAAGCAGACAAAGAAGGAGAAUCGGAAAGCCAUGACCUGCGCUCUAGAGCCCUCAGUGCCCUCAAGAGAGUAAACCGGAGAUUCUCGUCUGAUCCAAGGAUGGUCCAGCCAAAAGAAAGAAGAAUGGAAAGGACCUUUACAGAAGUAGUAGAGCUGGUUAUGCCUCAGCACGCCAACACAUUGAGUAUCACAUUUGGCGGUCAGAUUAUGGCAUGGAUGGAAAUAUGCGCCAUAGCAAGUGCGAACCGCUUAGCAAGAGCAUAUCUCUUGACAGCAAGCAUUGAUUCUUUGACAUUUCUUAUUCCAACCCGUGUGGGUGAUGUGGUGACUAUCCGUGGUAUUGUUUCUCGCUCUUAUAAUUCUUCUAUGGAAGUAUAUGUCUCGGUUGAAUCAGAGAAUCUCAAGACAGGUGAAAGAAAAUUCACAAAUGAUGGAUUCUUCACUAUUGCCGCUAUCGAUGAUGCAUAUGUACCUGUAAAGGUAGCCAAGGCUAUUCCUCAAGCAGAGGCUGAAUAUGCUUUGUUUGAAGGCAGUUAUGAACGUCGGGCAAAACGUCUUGCUCAACGUACCGAACUUCUCCAGAUCAUCAAUUCAAAAACCCCUCCUAGAAGUCCAGUAGCACACCCAAUUGACAAGGCAGCAUUAGAAAGCAUUUUAUCUUCAGUAUCAAUCUAAAGCCUCUUUACUUUCUCUUUCCCUUUUUGAAUAUCUAUUAUAUAAUACAAAUACAAAUAUAUAUAUAUAUAUAUUU